AGUUUUAAUAGUAAGGCACUCUUCACAAUCUCGACUUGCUCUUCCUAAACCAGGUAAACCCUAGAUUCAUUCUCUUUAUCGGUUUCCAAUCACCGGCGACUAAAAUCGACGAUGGCCACGAUCAGUCUUCGCAAGAGUAAUACUCGUCUUCCACCGGAGGUUAACCGCGUACUCUACGUCCGCAACCUGCCGUUCAACAUAUCUAGCGAGGAGAUGUACGAUAUAUUCGGGAAGUACGGGGCCAUCCGGCAGAUCCGCAUAGGAAACGGCAAGGACACUCGCGGUACCGCCUUCGUCGUUUACGAGGAUAUCUACGAUGCCAAAACCGCGGUCGAUCACCUCUCCGGCUUUAACGUCGCCAACAGGUACCUUAUUGUCCUCUACUACCAGCAGGCCAAGAUGAGUAAGAAAUUCGAUGCCAAGAAGAAGGAGGAGGAGAUUGCCAAGUUGCAGGAGAAGUACGGCGUCUCCACCAAAGAUAAGUAGAUUUACGAAACGUCACUGUUUUUUUUGUACUUUUAAGUUCUCCAAUACUGUUGGUUUAUGAAGGUAAUUGUGCAUGUUAUAUUUGGAAUAUCCAGUUUCUGAUGUUAAGAAUAUGGUGAACUGCGCAUCAAGUUGAAGUUUAUAUUAGAAGUUUGGGAAGUUAUUUGAUUUCUAAAGUCUUGGUAUGGUACUAUACAACUAUGGUUGAACUUUCAAUUCCUAGUUAUGUGAUGAAACUGUUAUGUUGCUA
Messenger RNA from Tripterygium wilfordii, 736 nucleotides. Its product is annotated as splicing factor 3B subunit 6-like protein. Lineage: Eukaryota; Viridiplantae; Streptophyta; Magnoliopsida; Celastrales; Celastraceae. Gene Ontology annotation, biological process: mRNA splicing, via spliceosome. The coding region runs from base 112 to 486 and encodes 124 amino acids. The record is from RefSeq and is a predicted model, not a curated record. Gene Ontology annotation, molecular function: RNA binding. The transcript has a single exon. Gene Ontology annotation, cellular component: U2 snRNP; precatalytic spliceosome; catalytic step 2 spliceosome.